GAUUGCAAAGUCUGUACCCGACGCCGAAUUCGAUGUGACCGUACAAUGCCGUUUUGUCUCAAAUGUAUGAAACGAAACAUUGAAUGCCCCGGAUACGGACGAAAUCUUCGAUGGGCGAAUGCCGUAGCAGUGCGAGGCCGUUUCAAAGGGAUGCAAUAUCCCAAGGAUCCAUCUCAGACCAAUGAACUUGCGAACGGAUUGUCAGUACCAUGGUCUAAAGUUGCUGAAACAAUAGCCAAGAUGGCCUCCGGAGCCCCAAACGCCGGACAAAUUGAACACCUAGUCUCUUACUACUCAAGAAAAAUCGCUGGGAACAUGAUUUGGGUUGAUUCGCCGUCGAACUCUUACAGGCGACUUGUUGUGCCCAGGGCAAAAUCAUCUCCCAUCAUCCUCCUUGCCAUCCUGGCCGUAUCCGCUGAGCACAUGGCCGCUAUCGAGCCAUCGCUCCUUUCAUUCGCUCCCAAGGCCUGCGAUAUCGUCGUUUCACAUAUCACGAAAGAAUUAUCCAGACUCACAGGGUGUUUUGAUCAUCAAAAGCCACGAGAUAUUCUAGAUCUAAAGACGGUGGAAUGGAUCCUCGCCUCGAUGCUCAUCCUCUCCAACUACGAGUGCAUUGGAGUCACUUCUGCAGCAUGGUGUUCGCAUCGGCUCGGUGCACGGCUUCUCGUCAACAGAUUUUCGGACUCUAUCGCUGAGGCAAGCGAGCUGUUCAGAUUUCUUCGGGCCCAAUUCGGGAUUCACGAUGUUCUAGCGUCAACAACAACAUGUGUGUACAUGGGCACAGAUGAUGUGGUGCUGCCAAAGCAAGGUGACCCGGAAGCCCUGCUGUCGGAGUACAUGAGGCUUAUUCACAAACUCACAAUCUAUGUGACGAAUAAGACAUCACAGAGUAUCCCCCAUCCAGCAGCUCUGCGGAUGGAGUUUGAGAAGGCCCGUGGUCUCACCCUGAUGAACGCAUCCACAUCAGCUCUUCUUUACGAUGAAUCAACUCGCCUGACCUUUGUUCACCUUGUUGAAGUCUAUCAUCUUGCAGCACAGCUAUAUGCAUAUCGGUGUGUUUACAACUUCGCGUCCGAGAAUGCUGAGAUAUCCUAUACCACGCAACAACUGUUUGAGAGAUUACAAAGUUGCGCAUCUAAUGACGCGUUGAUUCAACAUUUAACGUGGCCAGUCUUCAUUGCCGGAACUGAAUGUUACUACUGCGAGGAAAGGCAGAAUUUGGUAUUGAAGUGGUAUCGUGAUAUUAUCAACAAAACCGGCUUUAGGAACUACGAAGUGGUUGUCUCCUUCAUGAAGCAGUUGUGG
Trichoderma virens Gv29-8 is the source of this 1305-nucleotide messenger RNA. RefSeq lists its product as uncharacterized. Lineage: Eukaryota; Fungi; Ascomycota; Sordariomycetes; Hypocreales; Hypocreaceae. Gene Ontology annotation, molecular function: DNA-binding transcription factor activity, RNA polymerase II-specific; zinc ion binding; transcription cis-regulatory region binding. The transcript has a single exon. The record is from RefSeq and is a predicted model, not a curated record. The annotation marks the transcript as partial. Gene Ontology annotation, biological process: positive regulation of transcription by RNA polymerase II. Gene Ontology annotation, cellular component: nucleus.